CAGCUGUGUGAUCUUUUUGUUUUUCUUCAAUCAAGAAAUAUGAGGCUUGAUUUCACAGAAGUUUUCGGCGUGUGUAAAAGUAUUGCAACAGGGGUUUUACUGUAUCCACUGUUAGAUUUUUUAGAAUGUCAAGAGGAUGAUCCUUCUUUCUGGGACUCUAUGGCGUACUUGUUUGGUUUGGAAGAACGAAUCGACAAAUGCAAGGAUACAAGUGACAUAGUGAAGGCUUUGCUGAUAAUUAUUGUAAUAGAAAUCGUAUGGAUGGUUCUGGUGUUGUUGGAACCCAGGAAGCCUUUAAUCAAAAAGCCGGAAACAAGGGUUCGGGAUAUGGAAGAGGACAAUGUGAUCAAUGCUAUUGUAACAGAUGCUGUUAGGAGUGCACAACAGAGUUUCUCAUCAUAAAUAGCUAGAUUUUGAAACAUUUGAUAUAAAAAGAAUAAACAUAGGUAUAAAUAAAACAAUGAUUUUUAUGGAGUAUAUAGGUUUUGAAUUCAAUUUUAAAAAUUUCUUAAUCAUCCUAUUCCCAAGGAAUUUCCAUUAUGUUUAAAAAUGAAUAUUACAUCAAAGCAUACAAAAGGGGAAUUUCAUAAGAAUGCAAAUCAUUGU
This is a messenger RNA of Saccostrea echinata, 606 nucleotides long. RefSeq lists its product as uncharacterized. The record is from RefSeq and is a predicted model, not a curated record. The transcript has 4 exons. Lineage: Eukaryota; Metazoa; Mollusca; Bivalvia; Ostreida; Ostreidae. The coding region runs from base 40 to 402 and encodes 120 amino acids.